Molecule: messenger RNA, 1179 nt
Organism: Apis laboriosa (Himalayan honeybee)
Lineage: Eukaryota; Metazoa; Arthropoda; Insecta; Hymenoptera; Apidae
Product: alpha-tocopherol transfer protein-like
Exons: 7
Coding region: 143-1075 (310 amino acids)
Cellular component (GO): membrane
Molecular function (GO): phosphatidylinositol bisphosphate binding
Source: RefSeq, a predicted model, not a curated record
UUCGUACAGAUAUUGCAGUAUUGUAUCGUCUUCCACAGAUUGCACACAAAAUUUAGUAAAAUUCUUGAUAGUUUUUUCUUCUUCUAUAAUUUAGAAUCGGUUCGAUAAUUUUGUGAAAUUGCAUUUGGAAAUCUUGUUCGCUAUGACGUUGCUACCACCGACGGCAGAACAGCAGAAACGGAUAAACGAGGAGGUUUCGACAGAUCCAGAAACGAAGAAACGCGAUGUGGCUGCUAUACGCGAUUGGCUCUCGAAACAACCUCAUCUGCCUAACCAUAUGGACGAUACGAGGCUCGAGAGAUUUCUGUUUGGCUGCAAAAAUAGCAUAGAGAGAUGCAAAUUGAUUUUGGAACGAUAUUUCAGCGUACGUACCGCAAUUCCAGAAUUUUUUGCCGUUCGAGAUCCACUUGCACGAGAAAUUCAAGAAUGCUGCGAAGCGAUCCAAUAUUUCAUUUUACCAUCAUUAACGGACGAAGGACACCGAGUGACGAUUUUACGAUUAAAAGACAGUGCGAUAGAUAAAUUUUCUAUUCAGACCAUCUCUAGAAGGAUUCUUAUGGUCCUGGAUACUCGUCUGAUAGAAGAACAAUGUCUAUCAAAUAUUAUGGUGAUCGAUCUCGAGGGAUUUGGUGUGGUUCAUUUUACGAAAUGCAGUCCAACUCAGAGUAUUGUUCGUAAGGCAAUGUUGGCAAUGCAAGAUAGCAUGCCAUUACGACUUCAUAGAGUUCACUUUCUUCACGCUCCUGCAUUCAUAGAAAAUAUUUUAAAUAUAUUUUAUCCUUUAUUAAAAAUUCGACUGGUUCAAAAAUUUCGAAUUCAUACUGGUGGUGGUGAGGAAUUGCAUUCUUAUAUGAACAAAGAUAUACUUCCAAAUGAAUGGGGUGGGAAAGCAGGCACUUUGGAUGAGUUAAAUGACGCGUGGAAAAAGAAAAUUGAGAAAAACAGAGACUGGUUUUUGCGAGAGGAAAAGCUCAGUCGAACGAACGAAAAUGCUAGACUUCCAGAAUCAAAAACGAGACUUUUAAAAGAAUUGGAAGGAUUACAAGGUUCUUUUAGACAACUAAAUAUUGAUUAAGAUUUUUUGAGUAUAUUUUUUAUAAAUUUAUUUUUGUUUACUUUUUAUUUUUAUUGUACUUUUAUAUUGUAUUUAAGAUUGUGCCUAAUAAAAAAAUAUUAAAA